Molecule: messenger RNA, 1489 nt
Organism: Ilex paraguariensis (yerba mate)
Lineage: Eukaryota; Viridiplantae; Streptophyta; Magnoliopsida; Aquifoliales; Aquifoliaceae
Source: the annotation of a GenBank genome assembly
GUCCAAGUUAGCUGGCUCGACAUUACUUUAUUUCCCUUGUGGAAGACUAUGCACUACACAUGGAAAAUUGUAUUCUUGAGAUUUGUUUACUAAAGUCUUCUACCAGAUUUGGUACAUACGAAUUUUUUGUUUUUUCGUGGCAAACAAUUUAAUUCUUGGUUGUUAUGGUUAUGUACAGUGGUGCAAAAUUUGCAUUCAAAAUUCUGGAAACUUACAGGAAAAUUAGUGCCACAGAUCAAGCACAUCCAAGAGAUAAAAGUGAUACAUCAUCAAGCAGUUCAACUUGUGAAACUCCUUUGUAUGGAAAUUGUGAAAUUGGAUUACUCAAAAGCUGCGUCAAUAUUUGGAGUUUCACUAAAAGUUGCAGCAAUUACUGGGGUUCGUGAAGUUGUUGAAGAGAUUUUAAGUUCAUUUCCUGGUGCAAUUUAUCUUAAAAAUGAGUUUAACCAGACAAUUUUCCAUCUUGCAAUUGUGAAUCGUCGUGAAAAUAUUUUCAAUCUGGUUUAUCAAUUCGAGGAAUUUAGCAACCUAUUUAUCUCAACAGUAGAUAGCACAAUGAAUAAUGGUCUACAUUUGGCUGGUUGUUUGGAAAGUCAACAGAAACUGAAUCUCAGAGCUCGUGCCGCUGGUGCAGCUCUACAGAUGCAACUUGAAUUACAGUGGUUUAAGGAAGUAGAAAAUUUUACUCUGGUUCCAGAUAGAGAACGGAUGAACAACAUGGGGAAGACACCAAGGAUGUUAUUUACAGAGACACACGAGGAGUUAGUUAAAGAAGGAGAGCAAUGGAUGAAAGACACAUCCAAUUCAUGCACAAUUGUAGCAGCAUUAAUUGUUACAGUUGUGUUUGCUGCUGCCAUUACUGUACCAGGUGGAAACAAUAGUGCUGGCCUUCCAGUUUUCUCCAAAGACAAAGCCUUCACAGUGUUUGCCAUAUCAGAUGCCCUAGCUCUUUUCUCUUCAAGUUCUUCUUUGUUAAUGUUCUUAUCCAUCCUCACUUCACGUUAUGCAGAAGGCGACUUUCUCUAUGCGCUACCCAAGAGACUGACUAUAGGUCUUGUGACCCUAUUUCUUUCCAUAAUAUUUAUGAUGGUAGCCUUUGGAGCCACACUUUAUAUUGUUUUUGGAGAUAAAAAAACUUGGAUUCUUGCUCUUGUGGCUGCGUUGGCUAGUCUACCUGUGAUCUUUUUUGCAUCCUUGCAAUUUCCCCUCCUUGUGGAUAUGAUCAAAUCCACUUAUGGCCGCGGCAUUUUUGGUAAGCAAAGCAAUCGUGUCAUUUUCUAGGCUAUGGACAUUCAUUGGUGCAAAAUUACGCACCCCAAUUAUGUAUCGGUGAUUAUCCAUGAGUGAUGAAUAAUUUAGCAUUUUUUUGUUGGAGUGUAAAUCUGUGCAGCACUUGUGUAAAGAAAACAAGCUUUGAAAAUGCAUUGUCAGCUAAUUGUGUUGUUUUAACUGUUCAUGUGGAAAUUAGUUGGUAUUCUUAUGUUUUAAG